Molecule: messenger RNA, 2491 nt
Organism: Egretta garzetta (little egret)
Lineage: Eukaryota; Metazoa; Chordata; Aves; Pelecaniformes; Ardeidae
Gene: PWWP3A
Product: PWWP domain containing 3A, DNA repair factor
Exons: 14
Coding region: 112-2406 (764 amino acids)
Source: RefSeq, a predicted model, not a curated record
AUCUGCUUCUUGCUGUCUUUCAGUGGCAGGACCGCGUUCCAGCGUGCCGAGGAAACUUAAGCCUUCGGCUCUAGCACAGUGGAGUUUUCCUCUUCUACGUGAGACACAGCCAUGACAGAUCAAGAGUAUGUUCUUUGCAUGUGGAAGAAGCGUUUAUGGCCUGCAAAGGUUUUGUGCAAAACCAGAGUGACCGGGAGAGCAUGUGUUACGAAGGCAAAGGAGGCUUCUUUUGAAGUUGAAAUACUUGGAUUGCAAAAACAGAUCUGUGUGAAGCGUGCAGAUGCUGUACCACUGAAGGAAGAACGUAUAGAAGACAUCGCCUCGAACUUAGAUCAAAAGAAUAACUUGCGUGAGGCUGUGGAAGAACUGAAAUACCGCCGUUCUCUUAAAAUUGCCCUGGAUAUUUUGAAUCAAAAUGUGUCUCCUGGACAAGCACUGCCUUCAGAAGGACCAAAGGCUCAGCUAUCCCAGGAGAACAGUGCAGGAGCUCUCUCGUCUACCCCCUUACGUAGAUGUCGAUUGCUCUUUCACUCGAAAGAAAAGUUGAAGCCUGAGACUUCCAAGAAAAGAGACCAAAAAAAGACCCCCGGUCUGAAGGCUGAUACAAAAAAACAACCCCAGAAAGGUUCUUCCCUUUUGGAGGGGAGCUCUGCAGCACAUGGAAGGGGAACAAACCCUUCCAGAUGGGGUACUCCAGGCUUGUAUGGUACACCAAGCUCAGACAGUCAAAACUGUAAAACACCAGCAUCAAAAUCACUACCAGGACAGAAAGAAAUCAAGCCCAGAUUGCUGACAGAGUCCAAACCAGGAAAUAAAGUCUCCCUUAAGCCAGAGGAGGGAAAAAGUAAGCAAGGAAGAAAAAGAGCAAGAGGUGCAGGAUCUCCUGGGUCGCGUAGGAAUGAUUUCGUCAAGGAUCAAGCCCAGCCCCUUGUUGAGGAAGCGUCUCCUCUGUCUGUCCCCUGCAAGUCUGACGUGGUGGUACCCGCCAGAAGGGCACACGCCAGAAGUCAACCUAGAAGGACAUUGCUGGAUUCCUCUUGUAAAAGUGCCUCGGAUGGCUUGGAAAAAAGCAUCAGUAGUGAGAGUGAAAGUCUAGCAAAGCAAUUAGAUGGAAGAAAAAAGCCAGUGUGUUUGAAAUGGGUUAAAGGAGAGCAAGAGAUGGGUGCAGCUGCAUCCUCGGGCAGAAAAAGGAAACGCAGGAAUUGCCCUGAAUCUUCAUCUGGGCCCUCUGACCAUGGGAUGCUUUCUGAUAGCUUCCCCCCUCAGCCUAAGGAGGAGGAAAAUAAGAGCGCUUCAGACCUGGUUGCGAAUAAAGUAAAGCAGUUUCAGCUGCCUGACUUUGAGGAAGAUGAAGGACUGGAAUCAUCUGACGUGUCUUCAAAGUUAGUUUCCCCAGAGAGUCUCUCCUGCCUCUCAGCUCUGGUAGAUGAAGAGGAGGAGGAUGAAGAACUUCCCAGUAUUUUAUCACACCAAGAACCACAAUCAAUUGAAGAAGGGAUUUUGGUCUGGUGCAAAUUGCGAAGGUAUCCUUACUGGCCAGCAGUGGUGAAAAACGUGAAGCGGAAGCACAGAAAGGCGUAUGUGCUGUUUAUAGAAGGGAACACAAAUGACAAGAAAAAAGGUUUCUCAGUAUCUCUUAAGAACCUGAAGCACUUUGAUUGUGAAGAAAAGCAGGACCUCAUAGAACGAGCCAAAGAAGAGUAUCGCCGAGAAAUCGAGUGGUGCAUUCGAUUGAUUUCUGACUAUCGAAUUAGAGUAGGUUGUCACUCUUUUACGGGAUCCUUCUUGGAAUAUUUUGCUGCUGAUAUCAGCUACCCAGUUAGAAAGGAAGGUUACCAAGGCUCAGUCCAAAUGACCUUUCCAGAUGCAGCGGAAGACGCUGAAGAGUCGUCUUCGGAAACUUCACCUCAGAAGCCCUCCAAGAAACUUCUUCCUGACAGAACCAGAGCCGCUAGAGAUAAAGCGAAUAAAAAGAUCGUGGAGUUUAUAGUGAAGACUAAGGGGGCCGAAGAGCAUCUUUUGGCUAUUUUGAAAAGCAGAAAGCAAUCCCGCUGGCUGAAGGAGUUCCUGAAUUCCAGUCAGUACAUGACCUGCGUUGAGACUUAUUUAGAGGAUGAAGAACAACUGGACCUUGUAGUGAACUACCUGAAGGAAGUGUAUAGUGAAAUAGGUGCUAAAAAUCUGCAUCAGAUAACUGGAGAUGGAAUAAAAUUUAUUUCGGAUGUCCUUUUGCCUGAAGCCAUCAUUUACGCGAUUUCCGCUGUGGAUGACAUAGAUUACAAGAAGGCAGAAGAGAAAUACAUAAAAGGACCAUCUGUGAGCAAGAGGGAGAGAGAAAAAUUUGAUGAAGAAAUUCUAGAGAGAAAAAAGUGUAAGACCAAAGUAGCAUCUGCAGACAGCGCCUGACCAGGAGGACAAACCUUCCCUUCCCAAUUUACCCUGGCACUGAGUGUGUAUCAUGAAGCGGUUGUUUGUAUAAAACCUGUAAUUC